UCUGGCGUCGUUGCAGGCAUGGACUGGGUUGCUCAGAACGCAACUCCCGGCAAGUCUGUUGUAAACAUGUCUUUGGGUGGUGGCAAGUCCCAGGCUAUUGACGAUGCGGCCGGUCGUCUGUUUGCUGCCAACAUCCCUCUAAUCGUCGCUGCAGGCAACGACGAGAACCAGGACGCCUGCGAUGGCUCGCCCUCCGGUGCGGCCAACACACUCACGGUUGCCGCAUCGGACAACACUGACACCACCGCGUCAUUCACCUCGUACGGAUCCUGUGUCGAGAUCUUUGGACCUGGUGUCGACAUUACCUCGUCUUGGAUCGGUGGCGCCAACGCCAAGAACACGAUCUCGGGCACUUCGAUGGCGACUCCCCAUGUGGUCGGUGUUGCUGCGUUGUACCUCUCUCAGGGUGGUAUCGACUCUGCACAGGCUUUGUUCGACAAGCUCACUAGCACCUCGACUCCCGACAAGAUCCAGGGUGACCUCAAGGGAUCGCCCAACAAGCUGGUCUACAACGGCGGUGCCAACUAAGGUGGACACUUUUUAUUUUUCAUGCAGGUCAUGGA
This is a messenger RNA of Gamsiella multidivaricata, 563 nucleotides long. RefSeq names its product peptidase S8/S53 subtilisin kexin sedolisin. Gene Ontology annotation, molecular function: serine-type endopeptidase activity. The record is from RefSeq and is a predicted model, not a curated record. The transcript has a single exon. Lineage: Eukaryota; Fungi; Mortierellomycota; Mortierellomycetes; Mortierellales; Mortierellaceae. The coding region runs from base 19 to 528 and encodes 169 amino acids. Gene Ontology annotation, biological process: proteolysis.